AUCAUACAUCUAUAUAAAUGGGAUUUAGCCAUUGAGGUCCACCUACUCCACGCGUGGCCUUAAAGCAAUUUAAGAAAUAAAAGAGGGUAAGUUUCUGACUUCGAUUAUCCGAAGAAAGCCACACAACCAGCGCAGCAGCAAUGGUUGCCCCAGACAAGGAUCCUAGAGAGGAAGUCAUUCAAGCAUGGUACAUGGAUGAUAGUGAUGAAGAUCAGAGACUUCCCCAUCACCGGGAACCGAAGGAAUUUGUAUCCCUUGAACAACUUACUGAGCUUGGAGUACUGAGCUGGAAGUUGGAUGCUGAUAACUACGAAACGGAUGAGGAGUUGAAAAAAAUUCGAGAAGAACGUGGAUACUCCUACAUGGACUUUUGUGAGGUUUCUCCAGAGAAGCUGCCAAAUUAUGAAGAGAAGAUAAAAAACUUUUUUGAGGAGCAUCUUCAUACUGAUGAAGAGAUUCGCUAUGCUGUAGCAGGAAGUGGUUAUUUUGAUGUGAGGGAUCGUAAUGACCGCUGGAUUCGUGUAUGGCUGAAGAAGGGAGGAAUGAUUGUGUUGCCUGCUGGAAUUUAUCACCGCUUUACUCUGGACUCAAACAACUACAUUAAGGCAAUGAGGCUUUUUGUAGGAGACCCAGUUUGGACUCCAUUCAAUCGUCCCCAUGACCAUCUUCCUGCAAGGAAGGAGUAUGUUAAAGCUUUCGUGGAGAAGGAAGCUGGCAAUCAUGCUAUUAAUGCUGCAGCAUAAAAAUAUGGCUUUCGUUUCUCGUCUAAUAUUAUAUUAAUAAAGUCUAGUUUGAUUUCCUGGGUGCUUAGUUCACCAUUAUGCUUGUUGUGCUUCUGUUGCCUAGAAAUUACCAGUAACUGGUCCUGUCUGUAAGAAUUGCUAUAAAUUACUAGUAAAUGGGCGUUUAUCUGUAAUGCUAUGAAUUCUUCUUCUUUUGUAUGUAUAUGAAAUAAAAUAGAUCUGGAUAUUUAAUGGUUCA
Molecule: messenger RNA, 981 nt
Organism: Ziziphus jujuba (common jujube)
Lineage: Eukaryota; Viridiplantae; Streptophyta; Magnoliopsida; Rosales; Rhamnaceae
Product: acireductone dioxygenase 2
Exons: 7
Coding region: 141-743 (200 amino acids)
Molecular function (GO): acireductone dioxygenase [iron(II)-requiring] activity
Source: RefSeq, a predicted model, not a curated record